Molecule: messenger RNA, 2478 nt
Organism: Salvia splendens (bonfire salvia)
Lineage: Eukaryota; Viridiplantae; Streptophyta; Magnoliopsida; Lamiales; Lamiaceae
Product: vacuolar-sorting receptor 6
Exons: 9
Coding region: 260-2254 (664 amino acids)
Molecular function (GO): calcium ion binding
Source: RefSeq, a predicted model, not a curated record
UCACGUCGUGGGUUUGGCCCUUUGUUUACGCUCAUGACUAUGUAGUUAACUUCACGUCAUGGUAUGACCAACAGCAACAUCUACUUGUAAUAAUAUAAUUAGUAUUGAGAUGAUUCAAACAUUUUCUUGAAAUAUAAAACAAGAAUAGUAGACCUCACGCCAAAGUCUUCCCCAUCCCCCUCUCUCCCCACCCUUAAUUCUUCAUUGUUAAACACCACAUCUACACCGGUGUAAGCCACCUUCUUCUCCUCCGAGAGACAUGGCUGCGGCGACGGAGACGGCGACGGCAGCCUCUUGUGUGUUUGCAGUAACACUAGUUUUACUACUAUCAACAGCAGUCGAAUCAAGAUUCGUGGUGGAGAAGAGCAGCAUCAGCGUGGUGUCGCCUUUCGACAAGCGGUCGAAGCACGAUGCUGCCAUCGCAAACUUCGGCGUGCCCGACUACGGCGGCUCGUUGACCGGCACUCUGGUCUACCCCGACAAGGGCCAGGUCGGCUGCUCCGCCUUCGACGGAGAUAGGCCCUUCAAGCCGAAGUCGUCUCGCCCCACCAUUCUCCUCCUCGACCGUGGAGAGUGCUUCUUCGCGCUGAAGGUAUGGAACGGGCAGCAGGCAGGGGCGUCGGCGGUUCUAGUAGCGGACAUCAUAGACGAACCUCUCAUCACCAUGGACUCGCCCCAAGACAGCAGCCCCGAAGCUGCCGGAUACGUGGAGAAGAUCGGCAUCCCGUCAGCUCUCAUCGGUCGUCCUUUGGGCGACACACUCAAGGAGGCCCUCAAGAAAGGCGAGGACGUCGUGGUCAAGAUAGACUGGUCGGAAUCGAUGCCUCACCCCGAUGAGAGGGUGGAGUAUGAGCUCUGGACCAACAGCAACGACGAGUGCGGCAGCCGCUGCGACGAGCAGAUGAACUUCAUCAAGAACUUCAAGGGCCACGCCCAGAUCCUCGAGAAAGGAGGGUACACGCAGUUCACGCCACACUACAUCACAUGGUAUUGCCCGCGAGACUUCGUGCAGACGGAGCAGUGCAAGUCGCAGUGCAUCAACCGCGGAAGGUACUGCGCCCCCGACCCUGAGCUGGACUUCAGCUCGGGGUAUUCAGGGAAGGACGUCGUCUUGGAGAAUUUGAGGCAGCUCUGCGUGCACAGAGUCGCUAACCAGACUAACCGAUCCUGGAUUUGGUGGGAUUAUGUUUCUGAUUUCCAUAUUAGGUGCUCCAUGAAGCACAACAGGUACAGCAAAGAUUGUGCAGAGGAAGUCAUGAAAUCACUUGGUAAGUUUAGGAAAAUUCCUUUCCAUUUAUGUCCCGAUCAACAUAAUCCGAGGACAUCAGUUUCCGGGAUUGAUCUUGGUGUAGGUAUAUCGGUUGAGAAGAUAAACAAGUGCAUGGGUGAUCCAGAAGCUGAUACUGAGAACGAAGUCCUGAAAAUCGAGCAAGAACUUCAGGUUGGUCAUGGAUCACGUGGUGAUGUUACCAUCUUACCAACUAUGGUGAUGAAUAAUGUUCAAUACAGAGGGAAGUUGGAGAGGAACGCCGUGCUGAAAGCCGUAUGUGCAGGGUUUAAGGAGACGACAGAGCCUCCGAUUUGCCUGAGCGGAGAUGUAGAGACAAACCAGUGCCUUGAGAAUAACGGAGGGUGUUGGCGCGACAAUGAAUCUAAUGUAACAGCCUGCAAGGACACAUUCAGGGGAAGAGUUUGCGAGUGCCCUUUAGUAAACGGCAUCCAGUUUCAAGGAGACGGAUACGAAGCAUGUCACGCUGUUGGGCCGGGGAGGUGCUCAGUCAACAACGGAGGCUGCUGGUCGGAACACAAGAAUGGAGUCAAGUUCUCAGCGUGCAAGGACAAUGAUCUGUCGGGCUGCCAUUGUCCGGCUGGCUUCUCCGGAGAUGGUAAAACGUGUCAAGACGUGGACGAGUGCAAAUUAGGGACUGCCUGUCAGUGUGAUGGAUGUAGCUGUAAGAAUACAUGGGGUGGAUUUGAGUGCAGUUGCAGAGGAGACCAAAUCUACAUAAACGAGCAUGAUACCUGCAUUGAAAGGAAAAGCUCCAAACUGAGUGGGAUUCUUACCGUUGUGGUGCUUGCCGUAGUGAUGAGCGUUGGAAUAGCUGGUUACAUAUUCUACAAAUACAGGCUAAGGUCUUACAUGGACUCAGAGAUAAUGGCUAUCAUGUCACAAUACAUGCCUCUCGAUAGCCAGCAGAAUCAGCAGGUUGUCCAUCACGACAACGAACCAUUGGCGCAUUCUUCCUCCGUUUAAGAUGGUGAGUUGAGUUGCACGCCGCAGAUCAUGUCCCUGUCCUGUCCCAGAGCCAGAGUUUUUCACUAUGCUGUUCUUAGUCAUAAACACACAAAAGAGUAUUGGUUCUGUACAUAACGUUUUAGAGACGGUGUAAACCACACACACACAGCCUUCAAAAGUAUACGAGUUGACAUUCCGGCUACCUUGUGAUGUAUAUUAAGGGAAAGGUUUUGGUUUCUGUA